GGGAGCCGCAAGCUCCAGCUCGGGGCUCGGCAGCUUCUCCCCGCACAGCGGGAGCCGCCCCGGCGGCGCUGGGGGAGGUGGGAGCGGGGCGGGCCCGGGAGCAUUCCCGGUAUUUUAUGGAAAACCCCUGGCCCGGCUGGAAACUGCGCCGAGCAGGGAAAACAGAGCCGGAUUCCUUCAGCCAGCGGGAAGUUGACGCACCAGCCUAAGAAUAGCUCGGGCAGGGGCAGCGUGGAAAGUGUUCUCGAAGCUGCUGAUGAAAUCGCAGCCGGGAGCGGAGGAGUCUUUGGACCUUCCCAUGCUCGGGACCUUUGACUCAUAAAAGGCUCCUUCAAAAAGCGUCGGGAGCAGAAGAGGGAAAGGAAGAGGAGCCGGAGAAGGGAAGGAGGAGGUGUUGGAAGGAGCAGAGCCCGUCCCGGAGCGUGGGCAGCUGCGGGGGGACAGAGGAAGUCGCUGCAUGUGGAUUUUUCGGACAAAAUGCUCUCUCUGAAGAAAUACUUCACGGAAGGCCUGAUCCAGUUCACCAUCCUGCUCAGCCUCCUCGGCGUGCGCCUGGACGUGGACACCUACCUGAAUUCCCAACUCCCUCCCCUGCGGGAGAUCAUCCUGGGCCAGAGCUCUGCCUACACCCAGACCCAGUUCCACAACCUGCGCAACACCUUGGACGGAUAUGGCAUCCACCCCAAAAGCGUCCAGCUGGACUCUUAUUUCAGCGCCCGCCGCCUGCUCAGCCAGGUGAGGGCUCUGGACAGGCUGCAGGUGCCCAGCACCGAGGUCAGUGCCUGGUUGGUGCACAGAGAUCCCGAAGGAUCCGUGUCCGGAGGGCAGCCCGGAGCCGGGAGCGGGCUGCAGGAUGCCGGAGCAGGUGAUGGAGGAGUGAGGGAGAGCGGAGCUGAGCAGGGUUUUGGGGAAGAGCUGGAGGAUUUAGGAGCUGUGGCAGCGCCUGUCAAUGGAGAUCUCACCAAAGAGGACAUCGAUUUGAUUGACAUCCUGUGGAGACAGGAUAUUGAUCUCGGCGCUGGGCGAGAGAUUUUUGACUACAGCCACCGUCAGAAAGAGAGCGAAGUGGACAAAGAGCUGAGCGAUGGGAGGGAGCGCGGGGACAGCUGGAGGAGUGCAGGGAAUGAGGUCUUGGAUAGAAUCCCGCUAGUUGAUGGAGAGACCGGGGAGAGUUUCCCUGCGCAGGUGCCCGGUGCGGAGGAUCAGACAGCGCUGUCCCUGGAGGAGUGCCUUAGGCUGCUGGAGGCCACCUUCCCUUUCGGGGACAAUUCCGAGUUCCCAGCUGCGGAUGUCUCCGCCCUGAGCGAGGCCGUGCCGGGGCAGAGCCGGGCUCCGGGCGGCCCCCCCAGCCUGCUGUCCCCUCUCCUGGCCGAGACCGAGUCCCCCUUCGACCUGGAGCAGCAGUGGCAGGACCUGAUGUCCAUCAUGGAGAUGCAGGCCAUGGAGGUGAACGGCACCGGCGCCGAGAGCCUGUACGGCGGCACCGGCGGCGACCUGCUGGCGUCCAACUACAGCCUGGCCCCCGGCACGCCCAUCAACCAGAACGUCAGCCUGCAUCAGGCCUCGCUGGGGGGCUGCUCCCAGGACUUCUCCCUCUUCAGCUCGGACAUGGAGAGCCCCUCCAUGGCGGGCGGCUCGGCCCUGCUGCAGCUGGCGCCCGACAACUCCACCGGCCUCAACAGCACCUUCGGCUCCACCAACCUGAGCGGGAUCUUCUUCCCGCCCCAGAUGAACGGCACGGGCAACGAGACGGCCGGGCCCGAGCUGCCCGACCCCCUGGGAGGGCUCCUGGACGAGGCCAUGCUGGAUGAGAUCAGCCUGAUGGACUUGGCCAUCGAGGAGGGCUUCAACCCCGUGCAGGCCUCGCAGCUGGAAGAGGAGUUCGAUUCCGACUCAGGUCUUUCCCUGGAUUCCGGCCACAGCCCCGCGUCCCUGAGCAGCUCCGAAGCCUCGUCCUCGUCGUCCUCGUCCUCUUCGUCCUCUUCCUCCUCCUCGUUUUCCGAGGAAGGCGCCGUGGGCUACAGCUCGGACUCGGAGAACGUGGACUUUGAGGAAGCGGAAGGGGCGGUUGGCUACCAGCCAGAGUACAGCAAGUUCUGCCGCAUGAGCUACCAGGACCCGGCGCAGCUCCAUUACCUGCCUUACCUGGAGCACGUCGGCCACAACCACACCUACAACAUGGCCCCGGCCGCCCUGGACCCCGAGGAGCCCAAAGCGCCCGGCGCCGGCAAGAAGAGCGGCAAGGAGAAACCCUCGGAGCUGCUGGACAAGCAGCUGAGCCGCGACGAGCACCGCGCCAGGGCCAUGAAGAUCCCCUUCACCAACGACAAGAUCAUCAACCUGCCCGUGGAGGAGUUCAACGAGCUCCUGUCCAAGUACCAGCUGAGCGAGGCGCAGCUCAGCCUCAUCCGCGACAUCCGCCGGCGCGGCAAGAACAAGAUGGCAGCGCAGAACUGCCGCAAGAGGAAGCUGGACACCAUCCUCAACCUGGAGCGCGACGUGGAGGAGCUGCAACGCGACAAAUCCAAACUGCUCAGGGAGAAGGUGGAAUUCCUCAAGUCCAUCCGGCAGAUGAAGCAGAAGGUGCAGAGCCUGUACCAGGAGGUGUUCGGGCGGCUGCGGGACGAGCAGGGCCGGCCCUACUCGCCGAGCCGCUACGCGCUGCAGUACGGCAGCGACGGCAGCGUGCUGCUGAUCCCCCGCGCGCCCGCGCCCGCCGAGCCGCAGCCGCGGCGCCAGGAGCGCAAGCAGAAGGACAGGAGGAAGUGAAGGCGGCGGCGGAAGGGAGAGCUGGGAUGAGGGCCGAGCCUGGAAGCGCUUGCGGAGGGAACUUUGAUGCCUUCUUAUCCGAUUCUGUCUUCUCGAAGCGGCGCCGCCGCCGCCGUCGCCGGGGACUCUGCGGGAGCGGCCGUCCCGAAAUAAAAAAGGGGGGGACACGGAGCCUUCGCCCCCCUCCGAGCCCAGCUGCCACCGCCCAGCCCCGAGGUGCUGGGAGAGCAGGGACGAGCUGGCAUCGCUGCUGGGGAGGUUGGCACGAGGUGGAUAAAACAAAAACAAAACACAAAAAAAAAAAAAAUAACAAACUACUGUUAGGAACUGGCUUUAAAUAAGAGAAAAAAAACAAAAAAACCCCACAAAAAAAAAAAAUUCCCGAGAAAA
Messenger RNA from Pseudopodoces humilis (Tibetan ground-tit), 3159 nucleotides. RefSeq names its product NFE2 like bZIP transcription factor 1 (gene NFE2L1). Gene Ontology annotation, molecular function: RNA polymerase II cis-regulatory region sequence-specific DNA binding; DNA-binding transcription factor activity, RNA polymerase II-specific. NCBI's taxonomy places the organism in Eukaryota, Metazoa, Chordata, Aves, Passeriformes, Paridae. Gene Ontology annotation, biological process: regulation of transcription by RNA polymerase II. The record is from RefSeq and is a predicted model, not a curated record. Gene Ontology annotation, cellular component: nucleus.